Messenger RNA from Helianthus annuus (common sunflower), 5365 nucleotides. RefSeq lists its product as uncharacterized. Lineage: Eukaryota; Viridiplantae; Streptophyta; Magnoliopsida; Asterales; Asteraceae. Bases 198 to 5027 code for a protein of 1609 amino acids. The record is from RefSeq and is a predicted model, not a curated record. The transcript is spliced from 3 exons.
AUCCCCAUCUCAGACUAUCUGUUCUCUCUCACGCUCUCUCUCUCUCGCUCUGCCCUCACUCUAUUGGGAUAUGAAGUGAACUGUGAAGAGGAAGAACAUUGUGAUCUUGAUCCAAUUAUAUUAUAAUAUAGCCAUGUUGGUUCUUUAUAAAUGAGCUCAUCCGAGUAGUUUUACAUUUUUAAAUCACGUUAGUGGGAAUGGAGUGUAACAAAGAUGAGGCUCUCAGGGACAAGAAAAUUGCAGAAGAAAAGAUGGUGGAAAAUGAUUUUGAAGGGGCUCGAAAGUUUGCAUUGAAGGCCAAACAAUUAUAUCCUGAACUAGAUAAUAUUUCCCAACUGAUUACGGUGUGUGAUGUCCAUUGUGCAGCUCAAAAGAAGAUAUAUGGUGCUGGAAAAGAUUUAUAUGGAAUUCUUCAAGUUGAAAAUGUAGCCGAUGACACAACCAUCUGCAAACAAUACCGAAAACUUGCACUUGUACUUCAUCCUGACAAAAACAAAUUUCCGGGAGCUGAAGCUGCUUUUAAACUUAUUGGUGAAGCAAAUAUGACACUAUCAGAUAGAGAAAAAAGGUCAAUUUAUGACAUGCAGUGUAGAGAACCCGCCAAAGCUUUUGCUAAAGAGAUUCAUAAUCAUCAAGGAAAUCAAACUUCUUAUGCGGGUCAACAGAACCAAUUCAAAACUGCUCCAAGUUCUCAGUUUAAUGGUGUGAGUCGUGGUCAACAGUCAACAUCUAACCCAAGCACUCGCUUAACGUUCUGGACGCAGUGUCCGUUUUGUAGCGUUAAGUACGAGGCUUACAGAGAAUUUAUUCAGAGACUUUUGCGGUGCCAGCAAUGCUCAAAACUCUUUAUUGCGUUUGAAAUAUUCAAAACUGCUCCAAGUUCUCAGUUUAAUGGUGUGAGUCGUGGUCAACAGUCAACAUCUAACCCAAGCACUCGCUUAACAUUCUGGACGCAAUGUCCUUUUUGUAGCGUUAAGUACGAGUCUUACAGAGAAUUUUUUCAGAGACUUUCGCGGUGCCAGCAAUGCUCAAAACUCUUUAUUGCGUAUGAAAUAGGGCCACAAGCACAUAACGUAAAUCUUGGAUCCAAGGCGCAGAGUGUAAAUUCUGGAUCCAAGCCUGUUUCUCAACAGAAAGAGGCUGCAAAAGUUGAAACUGCCAAAGGAAAUAUUAAAAAGGAUGGAAAGGUUCCUUCUAAUUUGGAACGCAAGAAAACUGAAGGUACUAGAAUGAAACAGGAAGGAGUCACGAAACCAAAGGUUAGUGGUGUACGGAAGCCAAUGGAAACAGGAACUGCUAAAGCUACUGACAAAAGGAUGGCGGCAGAAUCUAGGGGUGAAGCAAGUUCUGAUAAAACGGAGGCGGCAGGUGGCGGAGUUAGUGGUGGUAGUCCCAAUGGGAAAAGAUCUUCUCGACAAAGACAGCAAGCUUCUUACCAGGAAGGUGGCGCUGGUGAGUUUAGUCCUUCAAAAAAAUCAAAACUGAGUAAAUCGUCUGGUGAUGUGGCACAUGCUGAUGUCAGCACGCCAAAUGGCAAGCUGAAACAGAACGGAAAGGAAGCAGUGACACCUGACAGUCAUUCUAAAAAAUCAAAACUGAGUAAAUCGUCUGGUGAUGUGGCACCUGCUGAUGUCAGCACGCCAAAUGGCAAGCUGAAACAGAACGGAAAGGAAGUGGUGACGCCUGACAGUCAUUCUAAAAAUGAUCCAGAGCCGGAGUUAGUACACUGUCCAGAACAAGACUUUACUAAUUUUGACAAGGAUAAGGAGGAGCAUUGUUUUGCAGUUGGUCAAAUAUGGGCAUGCUAUGACUCUGUUGAUGCCAUGCCAAGAUUCUAUGCUCAAAUUAGGAAAGUUUAUUCUUCAAAGUUUAGGCUGCGAAUCGCUUGGUUUGAAUCUGACCCAGAUAAUGCACUUGAAAUCAAAUGGGUCGAAGAAGGAUUACCUGUUGCUUGUGGGAAGUAUGAGCUCGGGGAAACCGAGGAAACGAGUGAUCCCCGUAUUUUUUCUCAUCAGAUUGUAAUUAAGAAAGUGAGUAAAUCUUCAUAUUUUAUUAGUCCCCAGAAAGGGGAAAUCUGGGCUGUUUAUAAAGAUUGGGAUAUGAAAUGGAGCAUGGACCCAGAAAAUCAUACCAAAUACAAAUUCGAUAUUGUGGAGAUUGUAGAAGCCGGCGAGGAUUGUAUAACUGUUGGUUUCUUGUUGAAAGUGAAGGGAUUUGUUGGCGUGUUUCAGAGAUCAAUCUGGGCAGGAGCUGGUGAUCUUAAGAUUCCAUGUAACGAGCUGUUUAGGUUUUCUCAUCGUAUCCCGUCAGCAGAACUUACCGGAACUGAAAGAGCUGGUGUACCCGCUGGAUCUUUAGAGCUGGAUAUGGCUUCUCUGCCUGCUGAUUUUGAAGACUAUUGUUCUUAUUCUUCUAACAAUGUAAAUACUGCUUCUAAAUCUCAUGAAGAAACGGUCAAACCUGUUCCUAAUUUGGUAAGUACUCCAAAGAAGCGCAUUGAUAAGGAUAGCACUAGCUUAACAUUCCGGACGUAUUGUCCGUUUUGUAGCAUUAAGUAUGGGUAUUACAAAGAAUAUAUUCAGAGACCUUUGCGGUGCCAGCAAUGCUCAAAAGUCUUGAUUGCGUAUGAAAUAGGGCCACAAGCACAUAACGUAAAUCUUGGAUCCAAGCCUGUUUCUCAACAGAAAGAGGCUGCAAAAGUUGAAAAUGCCAAAGGAAAUAUUAAAAAGGAUGGAAAGGAUCCUUCUAAUUUGGAACACAAGAAAACUGAUAAAAAGGAGGCGGCAGGUGGUGGAGUUAGUGGUGGUAGUCCCAAUGGGAAAAGAUCUUCUCGACAAAGACAGCAAGCUUCUUACCAGGAAGGUGGCGCUGGUGAGUUUAGUCCUUCAAAAAAAUCAAAACUGAGUAAACCGUCUGGUGAUGUGGCACCUGCUGAUGUCAGCACGCCAAAUGGCAAGCUGAAACAGAACGGAAAGGAAGUGGUGACACCUGACAGUCAUUCUAAAAAUGAUCCAGAGCCGGAGUUAGUAGACUGUCCAGAACAAGACUUUACUAAUUUUGAAAAGGAUAAGGAGGAGCGUUGUUUUGCAGUUGGUCAAAUAUGGGCAUGCUAUGACUCUGGUGAUGGCAUGCCAAGAUUCUAUGCUCAAAUUAGGAAAGUUUAUUCUUCAAAGUUUAGGCUGCAAAUUGCUUGGUUUGAAUCUGACCCAGAUAAUGCACUUGAAAUCAAAUGGGUCGAAGAAGGAUUACCUGUUGCUUGUGGGAAGCAUGAACUCGGGGAAACUGAGGAAACGAGUAAUCGCCUUAUGUUUUCUCAUCAGAUGGUAAUUAAGAAAGUGAGUAAAUCUUCAUAUUUUAUUAGUCCCCAGAAAGGGGAAAUCUGGGCUGUUUAUAAAGAUUGGGAUAUGAAAUGGAGCAUGGACCCGGAAAAUCAUACCAAAUACAAAUUCGAUAUUGUGGAGAUUGUAGAAGCCGGUGAGGAUUGUAUAACUGUUGGUUUCUUGUUGAAAGUGAAGGGAUUUGUUAGCGUGUUUCAGAGAUCAAACUGGGCAGGAGCUGGUGAUCAUAAGAUUCCAUGUAACGAGCGGUUUAGGUUUUCUCAUCGUAUCCCGUCAGCAAAACUUACCGGAACUGAAAGAGCUGGUGUACCCGCUGGAGCUUUUGAGCUGGAUAUGGCUUCUCUGCCUGCUGAUUUUGAAGACUAUUGUUCGUAUUCUUCUAACAAUGUUAAUACUGCUUCUAAAUCUCAUGAAGAAACGGUCAAACCCGUUCCUAAUUUGGUAAGUACUCCAAAGAAAACUGAAGGUACUAGAAUGAAACAGGAAGGAGUCACGAAACCAAAGGUUAGUGGUGUACGGAAGCCAAUGGAAACAGGAACUGCUAAAGCUACUGACCGAAGGAUGGCGGCAGAAUCUAGUGAAGCAAGUUCUGAUAAAAAGGAGGCAGCAGGUGGCGGAGUUAGUGGUGGUAGUCCCAAUGGGAAAAGAUCUUCUCAACAAAGACAGCAAGCUUCUUACCAGGAGGGUGGCGCUGGUGAGUUUAGUCCUUCAAAAAAAUCAAAACUGAGUAAAUCGUCCGGUAAUGUGGCACCUGCUGAUGUCAGCACGCCAAAUGGCAAGCUGAAACAGAACGGAAAGGAAGUGGUGACACCUGACAGUUAUUCUAAAAAUGAUCCAGAGCCGGAGUUCGUAGACUGUCCAGAACAAGACUUUACUAAUUUUGAUAAGGAUAAGGAGGAGCAUUGUUUUGCAGUUGGUCAAAUAUGGGCAUGCUAUGACUCUGUUGAUGCCAUGCCAAGAUUCUAUGCUCAAAUUAGGAAAGUUUAUUCUUCAAAGUUUAGGCUGCAAAUUGCUUGGUUUGAAUCUGACCCAGAUAACCCACUUGAAAUCAAAUGGGUCGACGAAGGAUUACCUGUUGCUUGUGGGAAGCAUGUGCUCGGGGAAACCGAGGAAACGAGUAAUCGCCUUAUGUUUUCUCAUCAGAUGGUAAUUAAGAAAGUGAGUAAAUCUUCAUAUUUUAUUAGUCCCCAGAAAGGGGAAAUCUGGGCUAUUUAUAAAGAUUGGGAUAUGAAAUGGAGCAUGGACCCAGAAAAUCAUACCAAAUACAAAUUCGAUAUUGGGGAGAUUGUAGAAGCCGGUGAGGAUUGUAUAACUGUUGGUUUCUUGUUGAAAGUGAAGGGAUUUGUUAGCGUGUUUCAGAGAUCAAUCCGGGCAGGAGCUGGUGAUCAUAAGAUUCCAUGUAACGAGCGGUUUAGGUUUUCUCAUCGUAUCCCGUCAGCAAAACUUACCGGAACUGAAAGAGCUGGUGUACCCGCUGGAUCUUUUGAGCUGGAUAUGGCUUCUCUGCCUGCUGAUUUUGAAGACUAUUGUUCGUAUUCUUCUAACAAUGUUAAUACUGCUUCUAAAUCUCAUGAAGAAACGGUCAAACCCGUUCCUAAUUUGGUAAGUACUCCAAAGAAGCGCAUUGAUAAGGAUAGCACGCCUAAACUUCGUCGAUCGCCCAGAGGUUUGGGAAACCAGAAGAUAUAAUUCUUGAGCCAAGGUUCUGGUUGAUUGGGUGGUGCGAAUAGAUUUGAAUGUGUUUUAUACAAAAGGCCUAAGUUGGGGACGAAGAUAAAGCAAAGGAAGUACUAGAAGCUGCCAAAGCAUCAAUGGGUAUGCUAUAGCUUAUAUUAUUUUAGUGUUUUAUGCAAUUCAUGAUGUUUAUGUAUGUUCUUUCUGGUCAAGAUUUGUCACAAGUUGAUUUGAUCAAUGUUAAGAUGUUUGCACGUGUGAUGGACCUUACUGAGUACAGGAAGAAACUUUUUGAUUAUCUCACCACUAAAAUGGGUGACAUCGCACCUAAUUUAGCUGUGUUAAUCGGUGAA